AUGCCUGGAUCUCCACCACCAUACCGGCCUAAGGCCGACCUCGUCGCCAGAGGCAUCAAGCGACCCAGCCCGCUCGGCACUGCGACCUUUAUUGGGCUGCGCGCGCUCGACCCGUUUCUCCAGUAUCGCAUUCUCGCCCAUGGACUCGGAACAGGAUUCCUCGCCAAACUUGGCUUAUCAACCAUUCCCCUCAGCGCGACGGUCAUCACGCGGACGGGUUUCAAAAUAAUCGAUCAGCUCGGCCUCCCCCUCGAACGUCUCCUACUGCUUGGCAUGGCCGUCGGCUCCGCAGCGAAACAGAUCUUCUGGCUCACCUACCUGUCGCAGGAGGAAUUCCAGCCCAAACCCGCAGCCAUAGUCUCCGCCUUCAACUCCCUCUGCAAUAGCGCAAACUCCCUGCUACUUCUUACGGCUGCCACCUCUGCUGCGCUUUCGACUAAACCCUUGACGGUUCCUGUGCCCGGCACCCACGCGAAGCUGUCGCUGCCAGUGGCUGUGGGCACGGUCAUGUACGUUGUCGGUAUCCUGCUGGAGACAGCCGCAGAGCUGCAGCGCAAGAGGUUCAAGGACAACCUGGAGCACAAGGGUAGGCUUUGCAGAGAGGGUCUCUGGAGCGGGGCCAGGCACAUCAAUUACACUGGAUACACUCUCUGGAGAGGCGGGUACGCCCUGGCAGCUGGCGGUUGGGUCGCCGGUGUCGCAAUGGUCUCUUUCCAGGCGCACAACUUCAUCGGGAACGGAAUCGUCUCUCUCGACUACUAUAUGAGCCGGCGGUAUAAAGACCAAUGGGGCCGCUACAAAGAGGACGUUAAGUGGAAGCUCGUACCCGGUCUCUACUGA
Messenger RNA from Diaporthe amygdali, 840 nucleotides. RefSeq lists its product as uncharacterized. The transcript has a single exon. NCBI's taxonomy places the organism in Eukaryota, Fungi, Ascomycota, Sordariomycetes, Diaporthales, Diaporthaceae. Gene Ontology annotation, cellular component: membrane. The record is from RefSeq and is a predicted model, not a curated record. Bases 1 to 840 code for a protein of 279 amino acids.